Manihot esculenta (cassava) is the source of this 2305-nucleotide messenger RNA. Its product is annotated as C-type lectin receptor-like tyrosine-protein kinase At1g52310. Bases 382 to 2043 code for a protein of 553 amino acids. NCBI's taxonomy places the organism in Eukaryota, Viridiplantae, Streptophyta, Magnoliopsida, Malpighiales, Euphorbiaceae. Gene Ontology annotation, molecular function: ATP binding; protein tyrosine kinase activity. The record is from RefSeq and is a predicted model, not a curated record. The transcript is spliced from 6 exons. Gene Ontology annotation, biological process: protein phosphorylation.
AAGAACCGCAUUUAAGACUCAAAAGAGGAGUGGAGUAUUGGUGGUAGUGUUAGAAAUUCCUAACAACCUCCAUUAAUAUUUCCUUGCUAUUGACCAAGGCAACGCAUUCACCUAAAUCAAGAACUGGACCUUCUUCUGGUUAUUCUCUCACUGAUUGAAUCUUCAAGCGGAUGCUGUGAACAAUUUUAAGUGACCCAUUUCACAGGAGCUGAAAGGUUUUAAUUUUUCUUUUCUGGGUAGCCCAACGGAUUGGUGGGAAGUUUUUAACUUUAAUUUUCUGGGUAGCCAAACGGACAGUUAGGGUUCCUUUCCCCUUUUUUGCUAGUGUGGAUUUUGAAGUUUUCGGUUUGCUGCUCUUUUGGGGUUUGGAAAGUAGUUGUGAUGGAAUUAAAACUGACCCUCCUGCAAUUUUAUGUGCUUUUGACUGCUCAUGUUGUGCUCCAGUUUGUGGUUUCUGAAACAAUAUCUAAUAAAACAGUUCAUGCUUCAGUGGUAGCUUCCAAGAAUGAAAGCAGUAGAGCAUGGUGUCAUUCUGGCUGGGACAUCAGUCCAAACAAGAAUAAGUGCCUGAAAUAUUUAGAAAGUUCCCUACCAUGGGUCGAGUCAGAGACCCUCUGCAAAAGCUAUGGUGGACAUUUGGCAGCAUUGACAUCUUCUCAAGAACUAACUUUUGCUAAACAGCUGUGUGGCCAAAUUACUAAUGGCUGCUGGGUUGGAGGAAGAGCCGUUAACUCCACUGUUGGUUUUGAUUGGAAGUGGUCUGAUAAUUCAUCAUACUGGAAUAAGUCAAUAUUUUCCGGGGCAUCUUCUGUUUCAAACUGCACCAGUUUAUCAUGCCGCAAUAAUACAGGGGCUGGUUUUUGUACCUUGGUGAAUAAUAGAACCACAUGUCUCGUGGAAGAGAGAUGCAACAUGUCUCAUGCUUUUAUUUGCAUGCUUGAUGUUGAAAACAAAUGCUACCACAUGCGCUGUCACAGGGAAUAUCUCAUUAUCCUUGCAGUUGUUAGUGGGUUGAUUCUCUGUAUGAUGUUAGCAGUGGUCAUUUGGCUUCUUGCUUGCAGACGUAGUAGGAAGCGAAGGAAGUCCCGCAAAUUAUAUAAUCCAGCAGCUUCUGCAUUGGUUCCACUGUCAUGGAAAGUCUUCACUUCUGAGGAACUGAGGUCAAUUACAAAAUAUUUUAGUGAAGGAAAUCGACUUCUUGGUGAUGCAAAAGCAGGUGGCACAUAUAGCGGCCUUCUCCCUGAUGGAUCAAGGGUUGCAGUUAAGAGAUUAAAGAGAUCUGGUUUCCAAAGGAAGAAGGAUUUCUAUUCUGAGAUCGGAAGGGUUGCGAGGCUUCAUCAUCCAAAUUUGGUGGCUAUUAAAGGAUGUUGCUAUGAUCAUGGUGACCGCUAUAUCAUUUAUGAGUUUAUAGUUAAUGGACCCUUAGAUAGAUGGCUUCACCACAUACCAAGGGGAGGGAGGAGCUUGGAUUGGGCUAUGAGAAUGAAAAUAGCUACCACCCUCGCUCAAGGAAUUGCGUUCUUGCAUGACAAGGUUAAGCCGCAUGUUGUGCAUCGGGAUAUUCGUGCCAGUAACGUACUCCUUGAUGAAGAGUUUGGAGCACACUUGAUGGGAGUCGGUCUCUCGAAGUUUGUUCCAUGGGAAGUAAGGCAUGAGAGGACGGUGAUGGCAGGGGGUACAUAUGGGUACCUUGCACCAGAAUUUGUUUAUAGAAAUGAGCUUACAACGAAAAGUGACGUUUACAGCUUCGGAGUUCUGCUGUUAGAAAUAGUCACUGGUCGUAGGCCUGCACAAGCAGUCGAUUCGGUGGGUUGGCAAAGUAUAUUUGAAUGGGCUACACCUUUGGUUCAGGCAAACCGAUAUCCUGAGCUCUUGGAUCCUUUCAUAUCUUCAUCUUCUUCAGAAAUUCCACAUGCUUGUGUGAUUCAGAAGGUGGUGGACCUUGUAUAUGCUUGCACACAACAUGUGCCGUCGAUGCGUCCGCGAAUGUCCCAUGUUGUCCAUCAGCUACAGCAACUGUCGCAGGCAGCCAUUUUAAGAUGAGGGCAAACCAUCCAGCUGAUGCCCUGGAGAUUUUCUGACCAACUACAAGAUAACUGCAACGGCAUUCUUUAUCCGGACCGUUGAGGGCUUCACGAAAUUGCAGAAUAGUGAGAGGCAAGAGUUGGACUAACAUAGAUUGUAGUUUCUUAAAUGUUGUUGUAGAUUGUCCAUUUCCUUGUAAAUUAAGAAUGCACGCCCCCUCUUUACUAGGACAACCAUUUGGUCGAUUCGACCCUAAUUAAAAUUUGAGUAUUUAUAAAAA